Messenger RNA from Adineta ricciae, 5751 nucleotides. The record is from the annotation of a GenBank genome assembly. Lineage: Eukaryota; Metazoa; Rotifera; Eurotatoria; Adinetida; Adinetidae.
AUGGCCCGACAAUCGCCAUUCAUGUCGUCGGCUCAGUUUACUUAUCCUAGUGGUUAUCAGCAACGUGAUGUUCGAUAUACUGGCAGCUCGAAUGUUGAACCGCCGAUGGCACUGAAUCGACGUCCAUCGUUACUUGCUGGUUAUCAUAGUCAUUUUGGUAGUCCGGAAAGAGCUCAAAUAGCUUCGUACUAUCCAACAUUAGGAGCUGUUUCGAUGGGACCACAUGUUGAUGAGCAUUCGAAACGAUCACGAUAUCCAACAGGUACUGGUAGUGGUGGUGGUAGUCUGUCGGCUAAUUCACAAUUAUCACCAUUAUCUAUCGAAGUUAAAAAAGAACAACAGGUUUAUCAACCACAAACGGAAGCUAUAUCGCCAACGCCAGACGAUCCGAAGAACGAUUCUCAUAUGCGCGAUUCUACAAUUGUACGCAAUGCAAUAUCGAAACUGGAAUCGGAAAUUGAUAUCACUAUGAAGAAACUUCAUCGAGCUAAACUUAGCCAAAGCGAAAUUCGUAGUCAAGCAGAUAGAUCAGCUGCUUACGAAGAAAACGAUGAUCAAGAUGAUUUACUACGAACAAAUGGUUCGCAAACAUUGAUCGAAAAGAUUCUUCAUGAGAAUCGAAGAAAAGCUGAAGACAGCCAAAAACUGUUGAAUCAUCUCAAUAAUAACAUGGAUUUGACUAUGCCGCUGUAUCAAGAACCAAGUGAUCUCGAAUCCUUACGACGAAGUCGCAUACAAUAUAUGAACGUGAUGAAAAACCAUCUGAUUGAAAUAUUCAAGAAAAGAUAUGAAAUGACUCAGCAGCAAAUUCAAACUAAAAGUGAUGAAUAUGAUAAGAACUAUCAGAAAUGGCAAAAAUCAAUUGAGAAAGAAGAAAAAUUGGUCGCAAAUAAAGAUGCGACAACGUAUCGUGAAACGUUUGAAAAAACCUUUCCCGAACUACGUAAAACACGUGAAGAUAAAGAAAAGAAACAAACCAAUGCAACGGAUUCCUCAACAUCCGAACAACAGGUCUCACUAAAUACCAAUCAGACGGAACAGGAACUCGAACUCCAAGAAGAAAAAUUACGAAAAUCAUCGAUUGUUCCACCUAUCAUCUACGAUGAAUGUCAACGACGACAUCAGUAUAUUAACCAUAACACCUUGAUUCGACGUGAUGCUGCCGAGUUCUACAAAGAACGAACAAAGAUGCCUUUCUGGACACCAGAAGAAAAACAGAUUUUCAUCGAAAAAUUCACUCAAUCUCCGAAAAACUUCGGCUAUAUUUCAUCGUUUCUUGAAAACAAAACAACCGAACAAUGCGUUCAAUUCUAUUACAUGACAAAGAAAACGGAAAAUUACAAAAACUUACUACGAAAGCAAACACAAACAACUAGACGACGUGCGAAACAAAAUGCGACCACAACAACAACGACAACGGUAACUUCAUCGACAACAAUUGAAACAACAUUAGUGACCAAAGUCACUUCUUCUAAUACAAUCGUCUCGUCAACAUCGCAACAAAUUCUUGGACAAUCAACCAUUCCUCGAGGAGAACAAGACACAGAGCGAUCAGCAGAUCGAAUGGAUAACAAUGAAGAUCGUCGCGAGACAAAUACCGUCGAUGGAAAUGAAGAUAAACGAUUGAAUAAGAAUCGAUGUCAGCUGUUAUCGUGUACAACUGAAAAGUUGGGCAAAAAGAAGAAUCGUAAGAAUCGCCUACGUGCAUUUCCAAACAAAUGGAAUGAAUUGACUACAGAAAAUCGAGAAGCUAUACGUCGUGCAUUACAAAUACCUGCGAAUGUUCAACGAUGUUGUACGCGUUGUUAUGAAAAGUUAAUCAUUCAAGUACGUCAAAGACAAUCAACGAAUCUACCCAACGAUGGCGAGGAAGAUGAUGAAGAUGAAGAAUCAUCGAAGAAUCGAUCCACAGUUACAGAUGAACAGAAUUCGAAACAAGAUGAAGAAUGGACCGAAAAUGAAAUAGAUGCAUUUACGAAAGCACUGCAUAAAUUCAACGAUAAUUGGUCGCAGAUAGCAGCGUAUGUUCAACGAAGUGAACAAAGCUGUCGAGCAUUUUAUCAAAAACAUCGCAAGACGAAUGGCUUAGUCGAAGAUGAACAGAACAUCGACGAGGAUACUGUUAGUAUAUCAGGUUCGGAAGAUCGAUCACGUCGAUUGAAUCAAUCGAGAAGAAGAAAUGAACACAAUGAUGAAGAUAACGAAGAUGAACCACAAAAGACAAUAGUCAAUGAAGAUAGUAAUGAUUCAACUCACGGAAUGAUUAUCGACGAAGGCGAUGAUCAUACAUCUAUGAAUCAAGAGAAAAAAGAGAAAUUAACAAGACCUUUACCAACAACUGAUCUAACUACGAUAAACUCUCUUGUCGAACGAGAAAUCUCUAAGACAUUGAGUGAAACAGAAAAGUUUUUAACUAUCAAUACGAAUCCAAAUAUUUCCCCCAAUAAACAUCAAUCGUCAACAACAGCUGCAAAUCCUACACAACCACCACCACUCGUUACACUAACGAAAUCCCAUUCUCCAUCUGCUCAUUCUCAUAGCCAACAAUCGUUUCCAAUUAAAGGUUCAAUUAUGCGUGGAACACCGAUCUCGCCAUCAAAUAAACCAAUUUCCAUCGAUACAUCACCUAAUCAUUCACAUGUGCAUUCGCAUCCUUAUCCUAGUCCACGAAAUGAAAAUUCUCAUCCUUCAGCACACAUGAAAUCUUCGAAGAUUAUCGAUCAACAGCAUUUAUAUACUCCUCAACAAGCUGCCUAUAUGCGUCAUUAUUCUCAUCAACAAGGAGCGCCGAGUAAUUUUUCGUCUUCAUCGAGCUCAUCGCAAUAUUUAUCACAACAGCAGCAUAAAUCGUCUACCAUGGGUAAUCAACCACCGUCCUCAAAUACAAAUAAGUCAAUGGGAAUUGAUACAUCUAAUACUGAUACGUAUGAAACAUUACGAGCAGAUUUUGUUACAUCACGAUAUUUGACCACUACCCAUUCGCCAAAUCAUGAACGGCAAACUCGCCAUCCAUCUGAGCAACGAUCUCCUUCUCAAUCAUCAACCUCGUCUAUAUCAAAUACUCAUCAAUUACUUCCUCCACCGACAGCAAUACAUCCUACGGCAUCUAAUCCUUCAUUACAAUCAUCCCCGUCAGCACAUUCGCAACAUACUCAACAGCAACAAGCUGCACUUCUAGCUGCAUCACAAAUUCUUGCUUCGUCUGGUAUGCAUCCACAAGAAUUAUUAGCCAGUGGUCUCUUACCAUAUCCACAUUAUUACAAUUCAAUACCCGGUGCUUCAUUCUAUGUGGAUCCUCGUCUUAUGCAUGAUUUCACUGCUGCUGCCAAUAGUGAACAGUUGAAAAGCCUUCGUACGAGCCGUCAUCCUCCAUAUGGUUCAACACAUUCACCACCUGAACCUUCAGCUUAUUUGUCUCAGUCAUCCAAACGACAUCCUCAUGAAAAUUCCGAACAUAUGCGAUAUCCUCCAUCAGGAGAGUAUUCCUCCUCGAUUUGGCGCACACAAAAUGCCAACAAUCCUCAACAAAUGCAUCCUCAUUUGAAAUCGAGCGCGAGUGCAAAUGAGCUAUCUCGCCAUCCAACACGUAUGCCGGCUGGAACAGACCGGGAUGCAAGAUCUCCGGAUAGCUAUCCUCAUCGCCUGAAUCCAUCACGUUCAGCUGCUGAAAAUCCAGCAAUUCAUUUUCAACGAAUCGAAACACGUCCUCAUCAUAAAUCAUCAUCGCACGAAAAACUAAACCCACCAGCACAUUAUUCCGAUCUUUCAUCUGAUAGUACAUCCUCCGCAUACCACAGACCAGCACCUGCUGUUCAUAAAUCUCACACUAAUCUUCAUCAUCCAUAUACAUCUACGUCAUCGACUCGAUCAUCAUUAGGACCACCUUCACAAAUCUCGCCACAUCAUGGAUCGAAUUAUAUGCUUCACCCUUCUCCUGUAGGAACCAUUUCGCCUCAUCAUCAUCAAGCACAUUAUCCUCAACAACGUUCAGCAUCAUCCAUUCAUCAUAACGAAUCGAUUCGCAAUUCGAAAGAACCGAUAUCGAUACAAGAGUUCAUGAAACAGAAUGUCAACGAAUUCGUUGCAUCAACAAAUAAUGAUAACAAAACAUUGAGUAAUGAUUUAUCGACGACAGAUAGUUCUAGCAGUCAAUUAUCACGUAUGCCACUUCCAACAACGAUACUGACAAGUGGAAUGAAAGCUGUUGAUACUUCUGAUCAACCGAUAUUAAUCGAUGGUGAUGAUGAUGCAUAUUUGACACGUGAAUCGAGUGAAACAAACGUUGAGGGAAGCUCAAAAUCACAUUCAAAUCAGGAUGUAAAUAAAUCACAUGUGGACAGCGAUCAACCCGAACGACGUCGUGAUAGUUCAAUCAAAAAAAUUCUUUCAAAUCAACCAUUGGAAAAACCCGAAUACGUUGAGAUCAAUCAAAAAGUGCAAAAUAGUACGGUUGGUGCCUCAAAGGUUCAUUCAAAUAGUGAUAUCAACGGUUUAGAACGAACAAAUAGUACUGGUGGACGUGAAUCCACACGAUCACGAGGUUCGAUCACUAUGCGAAUGUUAAUGGGUGCCAAUGGAAUCUAUGCUGAUGGCAAAGCUCAACCAAUGAUUGCCAAUGAAGCUUCCAGUGAACAAGCAAACAAACGUGCAGCAUCACCGAAUAAUGAUAAGAGUCAUUUAGAAUAUUUGAUUCGAGGUGAACUCAUUCGAGAAUGUCCGACAUUAGCAAAAACAGAUGAGUCAGCUGCAAUAUUUCAAGCUCGUCGCCUGUCACCGACUACACAACAUGCACAACGCUCAUCGUCCAGUCAACAUCAAUCAUCUAAACGAAUGCGCACAUCACCAAGAGAUGACUCAAUAUCGAAUAGUGAACAACAUCAUUCGACACAUGAAUCACCUACGAACGUUCGAGAUCCAUUCCUUCUACAGUCGCACCCGAAAAUGACUCAUCAUUCAAGCAAUCAGUCAUCAUCAGCGCCGACUGCCGAUCGAAAUUGGCAAUCCUUAGUUCAGCAACAAUAUCAGCAAUCAUAUGGGACACGCUCAUCGCGCCCGAGUUUAGUUAGUUCAGGCUCGAUAACACUAGGAAAUCCGAUUUCACCGUCGGUACGUUUAUCUGCUGAACAAUCACAAUAUCCACCGACAGCAAAUAAUCAACUAGUUCAUCCACGUUAUUCGUACCACAUGAGUAAAAAUGAGCAACAAUUUUCGCCACCGAGACAAUCGUCUACAUCACCACAUGAUCAUUUAUCGAAGGGAAAAUUUGCUCGACGAGCUCAACAAACACAUUCAUCUUCAUCAGAUUCUCCACACGAAUCAUCACUAUCGAUCAAUGUUGAUCAACCAGCAAAUGUUCGAAACUCACCCAUUACUCCCGUACCAAUUAAUCAAAGCAGUAGUACUCCACCGAUAGCUACCUCGCCGGUAUCAUCGUCUGCGUCUCCAACAACCUCAAUUUCUUCAAAUAACCCGCAUUCACUCAAAAAACGAUUAAUCAGUGAAUAUGAAUUCGAACAACAACAACAACAACAGCACCAGCAAGAACAGCAUAACUCUCCCACGGCUGCCUCACUCAUUGUGUCAGCAUCAACACCGCCUCCGAUUGUAUUAACUGAAACGAAACCAUCUAGUGAACCAGUUGUUACCACAGACUCAACUAUUCCGGCAUCGAAUUUCGAGAAUAUAUCGGAUACUGAAACACCUAAAGAAACAACUAAUGAACGUCCUGACGAAAACGAAUCUACAACAUGA